AUGUCAACGAAAGUAGAAGAGGUUAUAAAAUGAAUUUUAGACUUUAGUCAAUAUAAAUAAUUUUAUUGUAAAUCCGGAAUAACAAUGACCGUAAAACCUCGAGAGAAACCCGCUGAAGGCGAAGAGGAUCCUGUAGAAAAUAUGCUGAAGAAAACUGGUUGCAUAGAACUGCAUUAUAAAGUCCAGGAGUGUAUCGCUAUGACACAGGACUGGAGAAAGUGCCAAUCGGCUGUGAAUGAUUUCAGAGAAUGUAUGGACAAGCAUCAGAAGAAAAAGGGAAAUAGUUAAUGUUCUGAAUAAACUAAGUUUUGUUAUUUAUUCCUGCUCUUAAAUACUUAACUGCGUUAUUUAGAUAGAUCUUUAAAGAUUUGUAUUUAGUUUAAAUAAAUUGUUUUGUUGUA
Molecule: messenger RNA, 401 nt
Organism: Plutella xylostella (diamondback moth)
Lineage: Eukaryota; Metazoa; Arthropoda; Insecta; Lepidoptera; Plutellidae
Biological process (GO): mitochondrial respiratory chain complex IV assembly
Cellular component (GO): mitochondrial intermembrane space
Source: RefSeq, a predicted model, not a curated record